CUCGUGCACGUGAACAGGAACCUUGCGUUUAUUCAGCCCAGGCUAUAGGCGACGGUUAUAUAUAUCCCAGUCAGAGAGAUCGGUUUCGCCGACUAGAUUCGACGCGAGUUCAGCAUAAAUCGGCCAGAGCAGCGCCGACGAUAGAAUAUCUGUGUACGACCGUGCUUCACACACUGGCACGACUGGGAGUCACCGACUCUCACCUACAGGACCGAAAACAGAACAACAUAAGUCGCGAAAUUUAACGGAAACCCGGUCUGGAAACGUUUGGAAAACAAUGUUGCUCCUUUGGUAUUUUUUCCUCAAAUUUUGAGCUAUAUUCCUCAGGCUGUGCUGACAGUCUUCUUUUAGGCAGCGGCUCACCCCGGAAGGGGGGCUUGCGAAACUCGUCGAGCUUUAUUACCAGAGACGCAAGUCUUUGGCAAAAUAUACAUGGUAGGCGCGUCUGAAGAAAAAAAUCGUCGCACUCUUUGCUUAUAAAAAGUCAAACUCAAGUUUCUGAAAGACCAUUCAGGCGUCGUAUAUUUAGGUGUCAGUAAGGAAAUAAUGUGUGUUUCAUUCGAGUUAUACAACAUCCUUUACUGGCACCAGAUCCCUAGCAAAUGAGUCUAAAAGUGGACUAAAGGGAAAUAUGCAACUUGGGUAACUGACGCCCCAUGUUUAUAAAACCUCCGUAUUUCCAUUGGGGUAGCAAUUAUCUUUUGAGCAGCGAUGAGCGAAGAAGUACCGAGCCCUCCCCGACCCGAGAGCAACUUAAACGCAAUGCAUAAAGAAGUCAUGAUGACUUACUGCUUUGAAUCGAGACACCAGUCUGCCCUGGGCGGUCAGUCCCCAGAAGAGGUGGUCCUUACUAAUCAGUAUAUACCUUUAAGUAUUGCUGAAAAUAAGGAGAUGGAAGGUGAUGGAACCAGAAGUCCCAACACUCUUGAAAAUACAUUGAGGAGAGUGUUAUUACGAAACCGUGAUCAGACUAGAGUGGUCAUGAUACUUGGUCCAGCUGGAGUGGGAAAGACAACCACUAUGCAGAAGAUGUUACUUGACUGGGCAGGGAGGAAAGUGCUCGAAGAGUUUGAUUUUAUUUUCCCAUUUGCUUUCAGGGAUCUAAUUCUGUUAGAGCAGGAGAUGUCUCUGGAAGAUUUCAUACUAAUGCAACAUGGUCACUUUACCUCUGAGUCACUGGCUGUGAUUUUACAAAGUCCCCAGUCUCUGCUGUUUAUGUUUGAUGGCCUGGAACAAUACCAGUACAGACUGCAAUCCACUUCUGAUUCUGCUCUGUGCACAAAACCAAACCAGCCUGUUCCUGUCCCUGUGCUAUUUACCAGCCUGGUAAAAGGGGGAUUACUGAAGGGAGCUUCCAUACUAAUAACAGCUAGAUCCACAGCUAGUCUCAGUUUUUUAUCUGACAUUGAGUAUAAUCAUGUGCAGAUCUUGGGAUUCUCUCCUCCUCAGAGAAAAGCCUAUUUUGACCAGGUGUUCACUGACCCUAAAAAUGCUGAAAAGGCAUUUCAGUAUGUGGAGCAGAAGAUGGGCUUUUAUGAUCUUUGUGGUCACCCCAUUUUUUGUUGGAUCAUGUGCUUCUUGCUUAAGGAAAGAUUGGAAACUGGAGAUGAUCUUCCCGAAACACUGACCCAGGUUUAUGUCCAGACUUCUGCCAGCAUAUUUCGUGCUCACGACUUGGAGGAAGGCAGAGCCAGAGACCUGGUGUUAGGCCUCGGCAAAAUGGCCACCCACAGCCUCAGCAACAGCCAGCUCCUUUCCCAGAAGGACUUAGCUGACUCUGGACUUCAACAAUUCUUAAUGUCUCCCCUCCUGUCUGCUUUCUUGUUUUUGCAUGGGGAUCCUGCAUCAGACAACUGCAUGUUCUCAUUCAUAUCGCCUAUAGUGCAGGAAUUUUUUAUUGCUCUGUUGUAUUACUUGGACAUUACUUGGUCAGGAGGGGAGAGUGUAGAGGAGUUGCUGGGUAAACUCGAGGGGAGCGUGAAGUUCCUAGACGUUUUUCUGUCUGGCCUUUCUGAUGCUGAGCAAAGGAAACCUUUGGAAGGAAUUGUUGGGGAGUUCAGCAAAGAUCGCAUAGAAGGUCUGAGAGAAUGGCUUAAAAACACCACUGUGCAAUCACUGCAGUUUCUCUCCUACAAGAGACCACUGAGUUAUUACCGACUGCUUCAUCAAAGUCAAAACCCAGCACUGGUAAAGGAAAUCAGUGAUUCUCUGGCAGCGGGACUCGGCAGAUAUUACUCUGAGUUGUCUGCCUGGGACUCUGCUGCCUUGAAUUAUGUUGUCGUGUGCUGUGGGGGACGAGACGAAUUGCAUCUACACAGCAGCGUCAGUUUAACAGGGGAGAUGACUCUGCACUUGAUACCUGCAUUUCGAUUAUCACGCAAGCUGAUACUGUUCCAAUGUACCCUGAGUACUGCCUCCUAUGUCCACCUGGCUUCAGUCAUUCGUGAAGGAAGAACUGUAGAGCUGGACCUCUCCUAUAACAGAGCAAUGGGGGACUCAGGAGCCAAAGCACUGUUUGGGGGCCUCAGAGACUGCAGCCUCCAGAUACUCAGAUUGCCAGUUUGUGGGCUGCGUGCAGCCUGUUGUGAGGACCUAGCCUCAGUCCUGGCUCAGCCCGCAACGCAGUUGCAUGUGCUGGACUUGAGGUCUAAUGAGCUACAGGACGAGGGACUCAUCCAGUUGUGCGGAGGACUUAGGAGUCCACACUGUAAACUGCAGGAGCUCAGAUUGCAAGACAGUGGUCUCACUCAUUUGUCCAUGGAAGUCCUUUCCCAAGCUAUCAGUGAUGAGAGCUCCACUUUGGCAACUCUUGUCUUGGAUGGUAAUGAAGUAUCCGACUUGGGCAUGGACUGGCUGACACGUGUGUUGAGGAGUUCCAAGACCAGCCUGCAGCAUUUGUCGGCCUUUGACUGUAAUCUGACCGACGCAUGCUGUGAGGGACUGGCUGUUGCACUGCUAUCUGAAGGUUGCUCACUCACUGAGUUGAACCUAUCGCUGAAUGACCUUGGGGACUCUGGAGUACUUCAGCUGUGCGAACCCCUAAAAUUCCAAGGGUGCUCCCUGGAAAAACUCCGGUUGGUAAAUUGUCAGUUGAGUGAGGUGUCCUUCAGGGAGCUUGGCGGAGUUUUGCGUAGCGGGAACUCCAGGCUAACAGCGUUGGAUGUGGGUCUGAACAAGGUGGGAAAUACUGGGGCUAAGUACCUAUGGCAGGCCCUGGCAGACAACCACUGCCAGCUAGAGCACCUUGACAUGGAGAUGAUUAACCUGACAGAUGGCUCUCUGGAGGACAUUUCUGCUGCCCUCAAAGCAAACACCUCACUGAAGACGCUAGUUCUAAAGAACAACAUCUUGACUGAUGCUUCAGUUCCAUCUCUUGUCCAGCUGAUUAACGAGAGUAGGACCAUCCAGAAGAUAAAUCUCCAGUACAAUGACUUCUCUGAAGAUGUCUUUGAAAUCUUUGAGACCUGCGGAAGAGUCAAAUAUUGAGAGGAAGAUAAAUACUUAACAAAACGUUAACAAAGGUUAACAAAACGAGCCUGGAAAAAGCUGUCAUAAGAUUUCAGGUUUGCUUAAAAGAAUGUCUCUGCAUUUCUUUUGCUUGCAGUUUUAUUGCUCUCAUUUCACAUUGAUUGGGCACUUAAAAUAAUAAACAUCUCACAUUGUACAAUAAUCAGUGAAACUUUGACCCUUAUCAAAGCUGCUUUAAUCACAGGGUCAUUUUGUAUUCUGUAUGGGAAAACUUAUACCGAAAAAAAUAAAAUGUUCAGAAACUGUUCUAA
Messenger RNA from Brienomyrus brachyistius, 3779 nucleotides. Its product is annotated as NACHT, LRR and PYD domains-containing protein 3. Bases 712 to 3486 code for a protein of 924 amino acids. NCBI's taxonomy places the organism in Eukaryota, Metazoa, Chordata, Actinopteri, Osteoglossiformes, Mormyridae. Gene Ontology annotation, molecular function: protein binding. The transcript has 9 exons. The record is from RefSeq and is a predicted model, not a curated record. Gene Ontology annotation, cellular component: cytoplasm.